AUGAAUGAUCCUGGUCAAUCUUUGCCAUCAUUUGAUAUAAACUUCAUUAAAAUCAAUCAACUAGCAUAUAAAUUCAAUAAAACAAUCACGAUAGAUAACGAAUAUAAUGAACAGCUAAUUGAUAUUUCUUCACAAUGCUUAGAGCUCAUGGAAAAGUACCAAGCACUAAAUCCAUCAUACAUUUUAAUGAUAUCUUAUUUGCAGUCCACACAAACUCAAAAUAUUACUAGAAGUACACACAAAUCCCAAGUUCAAUAUGAUGAAACAUGGGCGCUACAAAUAAACCAAAAAUUUGAAAAGUCAAGAUUGAUGUUAAACAAAGACAUAGCAGCAUACAAUGAUCAAAGUCAAGGUUUGAAAACAGAAGAAUCGGUGAAUUUAUUUCAAAAAAUUAAAACCAUAGUUAUCAAACUAGUUAUUCAAAAUAAUUAUGAAGAUGCAUUAACUUAUUUGAAUCAGUUCGCCAAUUUAGUUGAUUUUUCAUCACAACCCAAAACUAAAGAACAGUUUAAAAAUAAUAAAUAUAUCGAAUUUUUAUUUUUCCGAUAUGUUAUUAAUUUGUUCAGUUUAAUUUGGUUCCCAAACAAUAAUGAUAGUAACGAAAAAAAUUUGGAAAUUUUUGAUGACGAUGCUGGCAUUCCAUCAAACGCAAUAUCUACUACAUCAUUUAAAGCUUUAACUAAAAUAUAUAAUCUUUCAAUUACGUAUCAUUCAAAAAACAUUUUAUUAUUUGACGAACAAGAUGAUGAAACAAAAUACUUUCAUACCAUAAGUUUAAUGAAUUUGGCUGUAUUGUUUAAGCAGUUUCAAUUCAUCGAUUUUUACAAGGAGUUCACAUCUUUGUUUUUAUCAAAUAAUGAAUCACUGAAGUAUUUGUUUUCAAAUUUUUUAAGUGGCCAAUCAUUUAUGAGAGAAACUUUAUUAGCCAUGUAUUUAAUAGCUUUGAUGUUUGUUAAACCAUUUGGUGCAUUGAGAUCAAUAAUUUUAGAUAAUGAAGAGAUCGCAGAUUUGAUAUGUGAAGAUCCAAAUACAAUUGAAUUCAAAUUGUACAAUCUCAUCAUAAAACCAUUGAGCAAAUUCAAUAUAAUAGAAGUUAAAAAGAAUUUACAAAGUGUUCAGUUAAAUCUUGAAAUUAUUUCAACUAUCGGGUAUUUGUUUCCAAAGUCGAAUCUGAAAGAGUCUACUCAAGAUCCAUUUUUAUCAUAUGCGCAUCGAAUGAUUGAUCUCAAAAACUUUCUUCUAGUUUUGUCCAAUUGCUCCAGAGUAUCAAAAUCAGAUUUGUUUAGACUUUUAGGCUAUGAUGUAAGGGUGUCGGACGUCGAAAAUUCCUCCACGUUGACUGAAUUGACUGAAUCAUUCAUUAUGGUUAUGUCAGCAUUACAAUUGGGAAAAGUUGGUAUUAAAUACUCUAUUCAAGAUGAAGUGUUUAUAAAUAGUUUUGAUGAAUCACAUUUAAAGAAGGAAAUGGUCAAAACUCAAGGUGAAAUUGACAAUUUGACCAUUGAUAUUACAGCCGAAUCUACAUGUGCCCUAUUGACUAAUGUUUUGACUGAAAAGUAUUUUCAGCUUGAAGAAUAA
Messenger RNA from Lodderomyces pseudojiufengensis, 1578 nucleotides. RefSeq lists its product as uncharacterized. The coding region runs from base 1 to 1578 and encodes 525 amino acids. The transcript has a single exon. The record is from RefSeq and is a predicted model, not a curated record. Lineage: Eukaryota; Fungi; Ascomycota; Pichiomycetes; Serinales; Debaryomycetaceae.